AUGGGUGCCAUUCCCGAAGUUGACCCCGAUGAGCCCGUCGAGACCAAGCCCUUCAAGUUCGUGACUGGCUACGACGCCCGUUUCCCCCAGCAGAACCAGACCAAGCACUGCUGGCAAAACUAUGUCGACUACUACAAGUGUGUCGAGGCCAAGGGUGAUGACUUCCGCCCCUGCAAGCAGUUCUACCAUGCUUUCCGCUCUCUCUGCCCCAAGGCCUGGACUGACCGCUGGGACGGCCAGCGCGAGGCUGGCAACUUCCCCGCUAUCCUUGAUAAAUAA
This is a messenger RNA of Penicillium argentinense, 279 nucleotides long. Its product is annotated as cytochrome c oxidase subunit VIb. The record is from RefSeq and is a predicted model, not a curated record. The coding region runs from base 1 to 279 and encodes 92 amino acids. The transcript is spliced from 5 exons. Gene Ontology annotation, cellular component: mitochondrion; respiratory chain complex IV. Lineage: Eukaryota; Fungi; Ascomycota; Eurotiomycetes; Eurotiales; Aspergillaceae.